Diuraphis noxia (Russian wheat aphid) is the source of this 660-nucleotide messenger RNA. RefSeq lists its product as uncharacterized. Gene Ontology annotation, cellular component: plasma membrane. Gene Ontology annotation, biological process: septate junction assembly. The record is from RefSeq and is a predicted model, not a curated record. NCBI's taxonomy places the organism in Eukaryota, Metazoa, Arthropoda, Insecta, Hemiptera, Aphididae.
CACACUCAUCGAAAAUAACAACAACAAUAACAACAGUCAACAAUAACGCAACCUCACUGUCACUACCAUAGUAACAUAUUAUAAGCUCCGACGGUCGUCGCCAGUCCAACACUUUAACGCAGACCUUCUCCCCGUCAACGUUUGUACCGUUGCUUAGAAUAAAAAUAAAAUUAAAAAACAAGACUCCACCAAAUCAUCAAAAUGGCAAUCACGAAAAUUACUAUGAUUAAAUUUUUGGAACUCGCUUUAACUAUCAUCAUUUUCGUCUUGCAUUACAACAGUUUCCCAGGUGGUGAUAUCACAUCGAUCAUGAUCACUACCGGAACUUACGUAGGUUAUGUGAUUAUUUUGGCUGGAAUUUUCAUCGGACUUUUCACGGGAACGCCGAUAAGCUCUAGACUGGACAUGUUCUUCGUGUUGAUUGGCGCUGCUCUAUUCAUUGCAUCCGGGGUUAUGUCGUACAACUAUUACAAUGGUUUCGCAUUGAAAUCAUCCUACGUCAACACUGGUCUGACAAAGGCUUGGUUGUCCAUCCUCAACGGAGUUGUAUUCGUCGUCGAUGCUGCGUUCACAUACCGCGGAGAAUAAAUUGUAUUUUUAAAGAAAUAUAAUAUUAUCGUUAAGUUAAAUUUUAAAAUAAAAAUAUUUAUUUUGUUCAAU